AUGAUGCAAGUAACAGACUUUCAAAAAAUUGGUGUUGGUUUGGCAGGAUUUGGGAUAGUGUUCCUCUUCCUUGGCAUGGUGCUGUUGUUUGAUAAAGGGCUUCUAGCAAUUGGCAAUAUACUGUUCGUCUGUGGCCUGGCUUUUGUCAUAGGCCUGGAGAGGACUUUCCGAUUCUUCUUUCAGCGUCACAAGUUAAAGGCCACAGGGUUUUUCAUUGGUGGGAUGGUGGUUGUUCUGAUUGGCUGGCCAGUUGUUGGCAUGUGCGUGGAGUUGUACGGUUUCUUUCUGCUGUUUAGCGGCUUCUUCCCUGUUGCUGUCAACUUUUUGAGACGAGUGCCUGUUUUAGGGACUAUUCUUAACUUGCCUGGCAUCAGAUUGAUCGCAGACAAAAUAGGAGAAUCCAACUCUAUGGUAUAA
Molecule: messenger RNA, 417 nt
Organism: Candidula unifasciata
Lineage: Eukaryota; Metazoa; Mollusca; Gastropoda; Stylommatophora; Geomitridae
Source: the annotation of a GenBank genome assembly